CUCCAGAAAGUGAAAGUUGGACUCGGGUCUCCGCCAGCCCCCAGCCCCACAAAGCCGAACCGAGCCGAGCCGAGCCAAGCAUCGCCACUGGAUUAUCCCUCUCCCCUGCUUUCCGAGAGGCCGCGUGGAGCCGGCCCCCUGCGCCCCGCCGCCGGCCACUUAAGGAGGGCGCUGUGCACGGCUAGCCGAGGCUCUGCUCGCUCCGACUCCGGCCCCGGGGACAGCCGCCCUGAUGAGCCCACGGGGCGCAGGCGGGAGCUGCCCACUCAAGACAUGGCUGGGCUCUUGGUUUCUGCUGCCUUGUUUCCUGGUGGUCUGGAGCUUUCCCACCCAUGGGUCAGAAACUUGUAAACGUCUUAUUACCCCAAAUCAUCUAAUGAUGCUGCAGGAGCUGAUUGACAGCCAGAUGGAGACAUCCUGCCACGUUACCUUUAAGUUUGCAGACCAGGACCAGCUGAAAGAUUCCAUCUGCUACCUUAAGAAGGCGUUUCCCCUGAUCCAGGAUUUUGAGGAAAUCAUUCGUUUCAAGGACAAUUCUUCCAAUUACAAGACCUCCAGGAAUCUGCACGAGCUCUACCUGAAUCUGAGGGAUGAAGGGUGUGUCAAGGAGCAUGAGAAGAGAGAUGAGGCCUGUGUUAGGACUUUCAAUAACACCCCUGUCCAGAUAUUGGAGAAGGUCCAGGAUAUCUUUGUAAAAACCAGUGACCUCCUCAUGAAGGACUGGCGUGUCUUCGACCGUGACUGCACCAGUAGCUUUGACAAAUGUGUCAGCUCAGAUGUGGUGACCAAGCCUGAUUGCAACUGCCUGCCCCCCAGAACCACCCCUAGCAGUAAGCUGGCCUCUGUCCCCAUCCAUAUCCUCUCUCCCUCCACAGCCCCAGUGGCCAACUUGGCCUGGGGAGACUCUGAGGGGACAGAGGGCAAAUCUCUCAUGCCCAGUGACCUGCCACCUCAAACUACAGCCCAGGGCAGUGCGCGUCGAGUCCCCCGGAGCACCUGUGGAAGCGUGGAGUCAAUGGACACUGAGGGCACGCUCUCUGCUUCCCAGUCCCUGGUGGGAUCUGAGAUGGAGUCCCGGAGCACGAGUCCUCCCCCUGACUUGUCCGUCCCUAGGAUAAAGGGCCUUCUCAACUCUGCACUCGACACUGACUCAGCUCUAGGGGAUGCCUCAGGUGAUGUCAGCCCUGAGUCUAAGAGACAGAGGCUCCCCUUUCUCCUGUUGGGAGGGGGAACUAUCCAGACAGGGACUGGUCCAGAUGAGCUCCUCGCCACUCCCUCGACGCCUGUUCUUGCACAGGGACUGCUGGCCCCAAGUGAGGAAUGACCACCUGCAGAUGAGGGCAGUAACCCAUUGGCUGGCCAGGCCAGAGAUUAUUCAUCAGAGGAGAGUGGAGGUAUCCAGGGCCUGGGCUCACCCACUACCCAGCUGCUACACUCUGAGGAAACCCAGGGCAUCUCCAGCCUCCCUGCUCAGCCUGGUUUCCCCAGAACCUCCUGGGGCAUUCCCCGACCCCGAGAGGAGCUGGAGGGCAAGAGAAGCACUAGGGUCCGGAGGAACACUGCCAAGCUGGAAGGAGGAAGAGGAGGCCAAGGUUUUGGAGAGAAGCGAGGGCCAGCGGGGGCCCACAAGGGCUUUAACUCGCUUCCUUUGACUGACACAGGCCCCAAGAGGCAGAAUGUGGGAAGCUCUGUCCUUCAGCCCCAGGGUUCUUUCUCCUAUGUACUGGUAUCCCAGCAUCCUCCUGGUCCUCCUAGCAGUGGCGGCCUCCUGUUCUACAAGCAGAGGCAGCGGCACCGCCAGGAGCUACAGCCAGCUGAAACGGCUAUGGAGCAGCCAGAGAUCAGACGCCCCCUGAACAAGGAAGAGGACAGACAGGUGGAGUUGCCAGUGUAGAGGUCGUAAUGAGCUGGGCCCACAGGACAGUCCCUCCAGGGGACGAGAAGCCGUGGGGGCUUCCAGACACCCCCCCAAGUCCGUUCUCCCAGGAUCUCAGCCCGCCCACCACGGAGUCCCCCGACCUGGACUGGACAGGACAGGAGCAGGCGAGGGUGGAAAGCCCUCUACUACUUGUUCCCUGUCAUCUUACUCUUUAUUGACUGAGAGAGGGAGGGAGGAUGCACAAGAAGCUACAGAUAUUUAUUAUUAUUAAUUAUUAUUGUGGCCCUGGAGGCCAGCAUCCAUACUUCAGGGAGUGCCAGCAAAGGCAUGCUCAGAGCCUUCUGCCCUCAGACUGACCCACAGGGCAGCCUAGGGAGGAAGGGGGAUCUUCAGCCCCUUUGCGUCCCCCAAGUCCCCUCCAGAACGUGAGCUUGGACAGGGGGAGAAGAAGGCUGUUGGGUGGGAAACAGCCUUUAGGUGGAUGUUGUUGGGGAAGCCUGGGCUGGGAUUCCUCAUGGCUGCCACGACAAGAGCUUUUCAGGGAAAUGGGUUGCCCAUCUUAUUGAUGAAGCUCCAGGAAUCCGGGCUUCCCAGCAAGCCAGAGCACAUCCUGAGAGGGAAAGAGUGCCUCAAGGCUCCCAGGGCAGUGCAGCUUAGACUCCCCAAAGGGGUACAGCCUCAAGAUGGGAGGAGAAGAUGGCCUACACCCUAUCACUGGUCUACACAGAAAACUGGGGAGGGUGUCUAACACCCUUCCUCCAAACCAGCGCUCUCGGCUCCCUCUGACCGAAGACCUGGUGGCCAUACCCCAGGAGAAGCUCCUUGUCCCUUUGAGUCAGGGCUUUUCUGGGACUCAGCUUCUGAGAAGCCCCAUUCCCCUAAUCCUGACACCAACCAAGAUCUGUGUAGGAAAAAAAGGAGCAGCAACCUCCCCCCACCGUGCCCCAGAUGGGGCUCUGCUCCCAUCUGCCCUCACAAUUGUUAGCUAGGUCCUAGAGCUGCCCCGGGAGAGCUGGUAGGAGGAACCAGCCCUCUGAUGAAGGAAGCCUUUGCACUGUGAAUAUUGAAUCUUCUUGCUGUACUGUCCUGACCUCUUCCUGCCCAUAGGCAGCAUCUGUCAGUCCCCUUUCCCAACCUGUUCCCUUGCCUCCUAUGCACAGGAAGCUCCUGAGCUGGCCUCGUGAUGAUAAAGGAUUCCCCCACCCUUCCCUCCACUACCAUGUUUUGGUAUCCAAACACGAUUGGUACCAUGGGCUGGCUCCCAUGGACUCUGGCUCCCUGGAAAGAGGGUAAAUGAUACCCCUCGGUCUAUCUGCUACAAGCUGAGUCUUCCUGGUGGGAGGCCUUGGCUUCUGUGUCUCACACUUUGACAUUCCAAAAAAGAAACAGGAUAGGAUUUUUAUUUUUUUUUUAAAUGACUGGAGUGGAGGGAACCAUGAUGGAACCUAUGUCUUUGAACCUGUGUGUAUGUCUAUGGAGGUGGGGGUUGGAGCAGGGUCUUUGCUCAAUCGUCUCUCCCUGAACUGGUCUCCCAUUUGACCAAUCACCUCUUCUCCCCAUUCUACUAAUCCCCUUCUUCUCCCAGCCCUUUGGGAGAAAGGAAGAGCAGGCCUUCUGACUGGUUAAAUUUCCCCUCACAGAUGAUUUCAGGGUGAUGAGUCUUGUUUUCACCUCAAACCUUCCUUCUGAAUACAGCUCUUCAUCCUCCCUCUUUCUGUACCCCCUUUCUUCCGAGCUCCUCUUGUUUCCUGCCUCCUCCCUAUAAUCUCUGCUUCCUCCUCUGCUUUCAUGCUCAUCUUCAUCAGGACUCCUUUCAAGUUGGGCUCUACCCCACUGGCUCACCUGACCCUCCUUCCCCAGGUACAAUCCAACUUUUCACUCUCCCAGAGUCAGGGAAAGAGAGAACUUGCUCCAAAAUUUCACCACUGAUUUAGUGACUUAGAGUCUCAGUUUCUUUAUUUGUAAAAGAAAGGGAGUAGUCCCAGCCCUUCUCCACGGUGUGUGGAGGGGGUAUGAAGUCAUUAAAUAGUGAUGAGGGUGGGUGGAGCUGCUGUCUAUUAUGCCUCUUUCUGUUCCCUUCAUUCCCCACUCCUAUCACUGCCUUUCUUACAUCCUGUCAUUUUACUAGGUUUGAUUACACCCUCAUGAGUCUCAUGAACCUUAAGUGGGAAUCUUCAGUGACCUUUCACCCUGUUCAUACUAUGUUACUCAUCCUUAAACCCCAGGCCCUUAGGGCAAGGGGAGUAGAUUCCUUACUUGCUACUUGGGUCCAGGAACAACAUCAGAGACCUUCCAGAGUCAAGUCACUACUAGGGGUGGUAAUAUCUCUGCCCUAAGAGGGAGCUCUGAGGAGAAGGUUGGCCGUGAGGGCAGAGCCAGACAAGGAGAAUUCUCUCCUGGGCCUCAUUUUUCUGGCCUCAGAAUUUUCUAUUUUGAUGUAGGUAAAUAUCUCUUUACAAUGAAACUUUGAAAACAUAGAAAAAUAUGUUUGUUUUCUUUUAAAUGUAUGCUGUGCAAAAAAGGCCCAAAUAGCAGGCCCGACAUUCAAGAUGUUCUUAGUACAUUGGUAGGUGAGAUGAAUGGUUCCUCCCCCAGACAUUAAUAGGUCCCUCCUUCUGUCUCUUCUUCCUCUGACCAAAACCCCACCCCCACUUCCCUAGGGAAGGCAAGAGGAGCUGGGGCCUUGCACUGUGUGGUUAUUUUUAUACUUGGAAAUGAUGAAUUAUUUUAUAUAUAAAGUCAUUUAAAGAUUUAUUUAAAGAAAUAGGAAGCUGCUUGUAUAUUUAAUAAUAAAUGCAGACAAAACCA
Messenger RNA from Dromiciops gliroides (monito del monte), 4687 nucleotides. It is a transcript of the gene CSF1, whose product is annotated as colony stimulating factor 1. Gene Ontology annotation, biological process: osteoclast differentiation; positive regulation of macrophage differentiation. Gene Ontology annotation, cellular component: membrane. NCBI's taxonomy places the organism in Eukaryota, Metazoa, Chordata, Mammalia, Microbiotheria, Microbiotheriidae. Gene Ontology annotation, molecular function: growth factor activity; cytokine activity. The record is from RefSeq and is a predicted model, not a curated record.